Messenger RNA from Cuculus canorus (common cuckoo), 8636 nucleotides. RefSeq names its product S-antigen visual arrestin (gene SAG). Lineage: Eukaryota; Metazoa; Chordata; Aves; Cuculiformes; Cuculidae. The transcript is spliced from 14 exons. Gene Ontology annotation, molecular function: G protein-coupled receptor binding. Gene Ontology annotation, cellular component: photoreceptor inner segment; photoreceptor outer segment. Bases 243 to 1400 code for a protein of 385 amino acids. Gene Ontology annotation, biological process: G protein-coupled receptor internalization; signal transduction. The record is from RefSeq and is a predicted model, not a curated record.
ACCAGAGACGUAUUUUCAAAUCCCCUACAAAUUGUCUUCCUUAUUUGCUAAGAGGUUAGUGAUUCCCUCUGGUAGACACGAAGAAGCACAGGACACGGCUACGUGGAAAGUUCGUCUUUGUUCGGUGGUUUAGGAAUUCACAUCUUUGUCCCGUGGCAGCACCUGUGGCAUUUGGAACACAGCAAGGACAUUUUGGGCCAGAAAAGCUUCAUUCAGCCACAGUUAUAGAUCCAUCUUUAACCAUGAGCUGCCCUGAGUCUCAAAAGACAAAGAUGGGUGGGAAGAAUGCUAGUUCUCCUCCCAGACAAGUAAUCUUCAGGAAAAGCACCCGUGACAAAGCUCUAACCAUCUACUUGGGAAAACGGGACUUCAUCGACAACAUAGGGAAUGUGGAGCCUGUAGAUGGUGUCGUAUUGGUGGAUCCUGCAAUUCUCAAGGGGAAAAAAGUGUACGUUUCCCUGACCUGCGCUUUCCGGUAUGGCCAGGAAGACAUCGAUGUGAUUGGUCUCACCUUCCGACGGGACCUGUACUUCUCUAGGGUCCAAGUGUACCCACCUGCUGACAAGCCAGAGUCUCUCUCUCACUUGCAGGAAUCUCUGCUAAAGAAGCUGGGGAAAAAUGCUUAUCCCUUUUUAUUUACGUUUCCAGAUUAUCUGCCUUGUUCGGUCUGCCUGCAGCCUGCUCCUCGUGAUGUUGAUAAGACCUGUGGGGUGGACUUCGAAGUGAAAGCUUUCUCAACAGAGAAUGUGGAAGAGAGGAUUCAUAAGAGGAACUCUACACGUCUGCUCAUCCGUAAGGUGCAGUACGCUCCAGAAACCCCAGGACCCCAACCUUGUGCAGAGACCACCUGGCAGUUCUUUAUGUCUAACAAGCCGUUACACUUGAAAGCUUCCCUCAGUAAAGAGGUGUACUACCAUGGCGAGCCCAUUCCAGUCACUGUCACCAUCAACAACAGCACAGACAAAACAGUGAAGAAGAUCAAAGUCCAGGUGGAGCAGGUUGCCAACGUGGUUUUGUACUCCAGUGACUACUAUACCAAAGUGGUGGCUGCUGAGGAAGCACAGGAAAAGGUGCAGCCUAACAGCAGCCUGACCAAGACACUGACACUGUUGCCCUUGCUAGCAAAUAACCGAGAGACCCGGGAAAUAGCUCUGGAUGGAAAGCUAAAGGAUGAGGAUACCAACUUGGCUUCUAGUACUAUUAUUAAGGAUGGAAUAGACAAGACAGUGAUGGGGAUUCUGGUAUCCUACAAGGUCAAAGUGAAGCUCACUGUUCCAGGCAUGCUGGGAGACCUCACUUCCAGUGAAGUGGGCACAGAGCUGCCGUUUCGUCUGAUGCACCCCAAACCUGAGGAGAAGAACACAUCAGGUCAGUUAUGCCUUUCUUCAUUAACAGACUGAUGUGAAAUCUUAGUGUGGCGAGGUGAUCUGUUGUUCUACAGGAAGCCUUUAGAGUCAACAGGACUCCAGCGCGGGAGUUGCUCUGUAUGUGUAUACGUAUAUGCAAGUGUACACAUAUAUUGGCCUCAAGGCACAAAAUAACAGGGAAAAGGUGGAAAUGGGUAAUGUUCCCUUUUUGUCUUUUAUCUAUGGAAUCACAACUCAAAGCACAGGGCUUGACGAAGUCCUGCACGUGGUUAAACCUCAUGACUGCCGUGCAAAAUGUCCUGAAUGAAGCUGUCAGCAUUCCCAUCCAGAUUCCAACCUAGCAAACAAGAAUCUGUGACAGAAAACACCUAAGACACUUGAAGAUUGUAAAAAGCAAAAUACUUUUAAACAAAGUUAAGAGAUGAUAAAACCGUUCAUGAUUUUAAAGUCCCCGUUAUCUUGAUGUGGCAUUGGCCACGGUGUCUGUGAUGUGACCUUUAUGUUCAGUGCGUAUCUGAGCGAAUGUAUCUUCAGAGUCAGGUUAGCAAAUGGAUGUGUGGGAACUUGUGUAAGGAACCCAGGCAUGUUGAGGCUCAGGACCAGAUGCCAAAACUGCAGGCUGUCUUGAGCAUCUGUGUUCUCCUCCCACUUCCUCAGGCCCUGGCUGGCUCUGCUCUCUAAUGGUGAACAUACAGAAACUGCAAGGUGCUUGCACUAAAUCAGGAACUCCUGAACACCAUCUGAAGCAACUAUGAAAGGAGUUAUCCCCAAAUAGAUGCCAUGUUCUGUACUGGAAGCAUUAGAGGGGUGACUUUAGUCCUUACCAUGUGAAAUUCUUGGAGGAAUCACAUGUGAGCGAUGAGAAGUUUUCCACACUCAGGUGCUCUGGUUGGGAAUCACUGUUUUCUAGUUACAGAUGUGCUGGAGUGGGCAAAGGUAGGUUUCUUCACUCCUCUUUGAGACUUGCACCAUAGUAAUCUCUGACUUCCACUGGGAAAACCCCUGCUGUGAGCUGUGCCAGCAGGGCUUCUUCUCACAAACACAGAACAUGCUUGUAGGAGAAGCUUUUUCUGCGUGUUACACUCCUACCAGAGUCUAGGAAGCACCUUCAGGAGAAAUCCAUGAGGCUUAUUCCCCUCUCACCCCCUUUUUGCUCUGGCCACAGAGGAGACAGCCACUGAGAAGCACAGGACUCCCCAGAGCAGAACGUAACCCAAAGCUUCCCCCAGCUGGUCUGCAAGGUGGAACUCAAGUCCUCAGGGUUGGUCCAUAGGAUUGAUAAUGUUGGAGAACUUUGGAGAAGCUGCUGUGAAGCAAGUGCUUUUGUUGGCAUAGCUCUGCCCACGCUGCGAGGUUCACUUUCUUGCUGCAGGGCAGUGAAACUCUGCCAGCAAAACACUGACAUUGCUGCAUGCUUGAUCCUGAUCUCAAGCGGGUGAUUCAUUGUGGGAGAGCUGCUUUGGCAAGGGUCUUCUGUCUCUUCUGGUAGCUUGUGUGUACUGAAACACUUCCCUUGGACUUUCCUGCGGCAAUCACAGGAGCCUGGUGAAGGGCUGGUGGCCCCAGAGCGGUGGCUGAUGAGGGCCAUCUCGUGUCUGGGGACAGCCCUGCAGGGCAGAGGUGCUGGUGGGGCAGCUUGGAGCUGCAAAACCUGCAACUUUGAUGGAUAUGGAGAAAAACUUGAAAAGUUCAAACAUGGAAUGUCCAAAGACUUUGGCAACUAUAAAGAACUUUACAUUUUUAGAAUGGUGUGAAUUUUUUUACAUGACAUUGUUUGAUGUUAACAAUGCCACAUCUCACUUUUUAUUACUUACGCUUCAGGCUGAUAAGUCUGGCAGAAGCAUCUCUAAUAGGAAGAAAAAUGGAAGUCAAUCAGUUCUUUCUUCUACAAUAAUUUCAAAGGACGGCCGAUACACUCCCUUAUAGGAUGUGGGCAGAAGACUUUACAAAGGAAACGAAGAACUGUGAUAUUUCUCAGAUUGCUUCCCCCAACACAUCCUCUUACUGAAGGCACAGCCCACGUAUUGUUUGCUACAUCAAAGUCUUCCAGGAGCUUGCUGUUGGAAGACAGCUAUGGUUCGUACAUUUUGUACAGCUGGAAACUGCAGAUUUCUUAUAAAUUGGAAAAAUAUACAGGUAGUUUCAGGAGCUGUCCCAAGGGAAAGCCUUGCAAAUGGUUAAUUCCAGAAAGAAAUGCUUUCUUUUAAAAAGGAUAAUGUAACACAACAGAAAAUUCCGCUGAAGCCUGCAUAGCUGAGGUUAAAUCUGUGUUGGAAUGUGGUGUCUGAGCUCAUUACAGGGAAUAAAACAACGUCACAUAGGAAGUUGGUAAACUAAAACUCUUUCCGGGGUUAUUUGCUAGAGGUUUUCUAUGCCCGGUGCCUAAUCACUCUUCCUGAGUUUAGGUUUUUUAAAUUUUGAUUCUACCACCUUAGUUCAUAAACUCUGAGAAAUAAAAUGUGUUUCAUUACUUGAAAUACCAUCUAAUUUGGGAUGAAGCAAAUUGAGGCUUAAUUGCAGAGAUGGAGCUUCAGCAAACAGCAUUCACGCUUUCAAAGGCCCCAAAAGAUGGAUUUUUUCAUCAUUGGCUUGUUCAGCAGCCUCUGCAGUGGGUGGAGGCAGGGAUGCAUGCACAGGGAAUUUUGAGGUCAUUCCUUAUCUUCUUUUUCUUUUCCCUUUCAGUUUUACUGAUGAGUCAGUAGUAACUAGUUUGCCUCUUGCACCUCUCUGCUUACUUGAGUGUCACUUCAUUGUAUGACAUAGCUGAGAGAAAGGAAAGAAGUCAAAGUAGCCGUUGUAUAGAGUCAAAUGCCACAUGUUACGGUUUAUUUCUUGCAGCAGUGUAAUAUCCUUUUGCCUUCUCUAGCCAAGGUGAUUUAUGGCAAAAGUAAAUCAAACGUGUAGCAUCGUUAUAUUUAAUCACACAGGGCUGAUCUGUGGGUAGAGCAGCUCAGAAAGAUAAGCUUCUCAAGCAGGUGGUUUAAUUGUUUUAGGGCCAAACUGCAGCAAGUGUGAUCCAUUGCCGUGUGCUUUAUUUCACAGCAGAUUGCUUUGCCCUUUUAUUUGUCUGUGGGUGAGCUCUGAAGCAUUUAUCACUGGAUAGAAGGCAGGUCUGUCAGAGAGCAUGGCUACUGCAGACUGCUUGCUCUUUCUUUUCUGUGCCUGGAGGAGACAGAGAAGGAAUGGCUUGCUACCUUUCUUUUCCCAUGUUUAUUUAUAGCUUCUUUGUCUUGGACUGCUUGUAGGCCGGCAUUUGCAUGUUUCAUGUGUUCUGGCUUUGCAACUGUGUUUGGACUCAUGUGGUUCACAGGUGGUUAUUUUUAGGCGAAGCAGCUCCUGUCGUAUUGGCAGUCUCUUUUCCUCCUGUUGACAAAAAAUGGAUAAAGAUCCAUUUCUUUUAAAGGCAGAUUCAAACUGGGCUGUGUCUCUUCAAACUUCUAAGACCUUUCCCACUCAGCAGUUGGCCCAGAAGCUCCUGCUGGGUUUCUUCUCAAGGCUGUGGUCUCAGCACGAGUUCUUUGGUCUGGGGUUUUCCUAUGUUUUACAUUUGGUGGGCCUAUGUCUGAGACACUGGCCCUCAUUUUGGCUGUAGUUCAACAAAUAGUCAUUUAUCUGCUCCCUUGUUAAACUUGCACAAAAGCUAUGGUUUCAAUAAAGCCAUAAAUACUUUACCCCUUUAAUAUUAAAGCUAUAUCUGCCCAGUAUUGUUACCAUAACUUUCAGAAAUUAGUGCAUUCUUUAAGCUCUUUAAUGUCUUGGAAAAAUAACACAGCCUACUCCCUUCCCCCCUCAAAGUUAAGAGAGGUUAAAAGCAAGCUUAUAAUGAAAAUUACCAUAUGCCACAACUUUAAUUAUAUGGAAUCAUUUCUGUGGCUGCAUAAUGAAAGCUUAGAGGAAAACCCUCUGCAGAGUGUAUGAUGACAUUCUGGUGCCUCACUGAACACAGCCCCCCUCCCAUCCCAGCCCUCAAAACAAGUGCUGGCAUGCUAGUUAAAAAAAAGGAAGAGUCUACCCCUUUUCAGGUUCCUGAGAAUUUGUCGAUGUUACAAUGUGAAAUAAGCCAAAGGGCAGCAAGAGGACUACCUGGAAUGGGCCUGACUCCUGCCCAGGUGCCAUUUAACAGGCUACGUGUUGGUUUGGCUGCUUGAAGGUAAAACAUCUUCAAAUGUUGUCUUACAUCUGAGGUGUACGAUAAGCAUUACUCCACUGCCACUCUACCUACGUAUUGAUUCAAUAAGCAGUGUUUAUCUGCCAGGAAAGUGUAUGCCCAACUGAAACAACACCUGUUUUCCCCCCCUCAACCCAUUUUGUGAAAUUGGCUUCGACCCACAUUGGGGGGUAUCGCUCAGCUUCACCCAUGUCGUUGAUGUGUAGUGAAUGAACUUCAAAGAGGGGAAAGAGAGCAGACUAUUUAAAGAAUAAAAAUUGGAGGAAAAAUUAGAUGAGACCUUUGCUCUAAAUGUUGGAAUUUAAAGCUUUAAAGCUCUAAAUAUUUUACUUUAAAUCCAUUUCAUUCAAGCACGUGUGCCCUGAGACUUUCUAGACUUCAUCUUGGGUGAAGGAAACCAUCCUUUCCAAAUCUGGACAGAAGCCAUCCUGCAAGGCAUUUUGGCUAGAAUGGCACACUUAAUGCUGACUUUUCCAGCAGUGCCAGUUGCCACUUGUUGCCCUUGACUUCAACGUGCGUUGUGGGUGGGAAUUCUCCAGGUAGCAAGUUAUCCAGUCAUUGAAGCAUCCCAUUUCCUCUGCUCCCUGAUUUAAACUCAUGAAAAGUAUGCCAGCGAGGCAACUGUUACUUGCUAAAGAUAAAUAACUGUACGAACAGAAAAAAAAAGCCCAGCCCAGAUUUCAUCACUGCAAUACAGUCUGUUCUGCUUACUUUAGGCUGUGCUUAAACAGCUUCCAAGGAAUCCUGCUAGCAAGCAGGAUUCAUUACUGUGUGGUUAGAAAAGAUCCAAUUAAAGAAACACAAGUGCCAAAGGACUCAGGGUUAUAUUCAGGAAAAGAUGAGAUGCGGAGUGUUGCCUCAAGUGCCUCACCUGUCUGAUGAAAGACCACCAAGGCCUUUCUGUAUUCAGAUCUCAGGUUGAUUUUAAUAGUGUCAUGUUUAUUGAACAUCAUCUUCUCAUCAGCUGACUGCUUCAAUCACAGUGACAGACCGAGACCAACCUCGCGUCAUGCAAGCACUGUCAUCUCAGAAUAGAAGUGAAUGCACAGAUGUCUCUCCCAGCUGUGACCACCAGCAAGCAUAGAUAGGAAAAUCUCUUUGUUUCUCAGCCCUUCUGAUGUCUUGGCCGACAUUCUUUCCCGUUCAGGAGGUGGAGUUUUGUUUCAUCAGGUGCAUGUCAGCACGUUUUCAGACUUUCUGGAAUUCUCUUUGUAUUGCUGCAAAUUUUACUGCUUGUCACUCUUUGUCUUGGGAGUUUAUAUUUUUUUGACUAGUUUUAGCAUCCAUGUUCUAACUGUGUGGUGUGUCUUUUUUCCUCCUUAACGCCGAUGACUGCAGGGAAGGAUGGGUAAGUUUCUUUUAAUGGUAUUUCACGUUCUAGCUGCAGUUGUGUAUUCGCUCUUUGAAAAGUCCUCAAAACUGUCAAAAAGUCCACAGGGUUCACAGAAAUCUAGAGUCACUGUGACCUGACAAAUUACUGCUAGCAUUUGAGCAGCAAUGGCUGACCAUGUGAAACUGGUUUAAGAGAACAUGUUUUGCCUCACAGUUGGAUGGAGGGAUGUGUUUGUGGUCAGCUGACGCUCUGUAGCUCUAAGUUUGAGACACAAUAGGUUUGACCACGUGUCCAUAUCUUAGUACAGAAGGAAUAAGGAUUAAAAGUUUCACAUUUUAGUUCACAGAAUUGUAGAAUCAUAGAAUAGUUUGGGUUGGAAGGAACCUUAAAGCUCAUCCAGUUCCAACCCCGCUGCCAUGGGCAGGGACACCUCCCACUGGCUCAGGCUGCCCAAGGCCCAUCCAACCUGGCCUUGAACACCUCCAGGGAUGGGGCAGCCACAGCUUCCCUGGGCAACCUGGGCCAGGGCCUCACCACUCUCAUCGUGAAGAAAUUCUUCCUUACGUCAAGCCCAAAUCUGCCCCUCUCCAGUUCACACCCAUUCCCCCUCAUCCUAUUACUACAGGCCUUUGUGAACAGUCCUUCCCCAGCUUUCUUGUAGCCCCUUUCAGUUCCCGGAAGGUUGAGGUUCUACACAAAGACCCUUUCCGGUUGCAGUCUCUUUGGCUAGCUGUUAAAUAUUUAGCUGGAAUGGACAUGAUUCAGUACAGAUAGAAAGUUCCUCAAUUUCUGUCCUGACUUGCUCAAUCAACUGCUUUUCAUACUAGCUAGGAUACCACCAAUGAAGAUGGUGCCUGUGGGAAUGUGAUCCAAAUCCCUUUGAAGACAAAGGAAACGUUACCAGAAUCUGCUCCGGGCUUCCCUUCUUCCUCCUAUGCGUUACCUUUAGUCUGCUGGUAUAAAAAAAUUGCUAACGUCAUUUUGAAAGACCUGUGUUUCUUCCAUUUCAGUGAAGCAGAGCUGGUAUUUGAGGAGUUUGCUCGUCAACAGCUAAAAGAUAUGCUUGAUGAUGAAGACAAGAAUAUGUCCUCAGCUGAUGAGUGACUAAAAGAACGAGCUGCCAGAGAAGCUAUGUCAUCUGGCAUCAAUUAGAAAUGUAGGACCUAGGUUUCUAGUAAACUGCAUGUUCUCAGUGCAUGCCUGGUCUUCCAGGGAUCAGCCCUGAGAUCAGUGGACAUAAAAUCAUGAAUCUUUAUUGCUUAUUAAAAAUUUAAGCUCUAGAAGAAUGAAGCAAACUCAAAACCUGAUGCUUACUCAAGCUACCAGAGGAGGAGAGGAAGGCUGCUAUGCCAUGACUCCUGCUUUCAGAGCUACCUGAAAAACAAAACGUUGGUUGCUUUCACUGCUGGUGAGAGGUGAAAUGAGGGUUUGUGCAGCUUGCCUGGACUUACUCGGUGUCACAGAGUCGCCGACUUUGAAAUGCCGGUGAGCCAGCCCUAGCAGCCUUCAGUGAUUCACUGAAGUUUCUCAUCAGACUGUACAAAACUGAUUUUAUUUCCGUUUGAUUGGUUUUGCAUUUAUGCUUUAUCAAACUCGUCUAGUGAAUAUUCUGAGUGCUUGCACUGUCUCCCCGUGUGGCUUACAUCCACGUUCUGUACCAUUAAAUGUUUGGUAAGCCAUCUUCCACAGCGGAUUUACUGCUGAAAUAUGUUGUUAGCUUUCUAGCAAUAUUCUUAACAACCGCGUUAUUAAAGAUGAGAGAAAUGUG